UCGGCGCCGUGCCUGCGGAUUCACGCUCAUCCUCAUCCUCGGACUAAGUGAGUAGGACAUUUGCUCGUGUCACGACGCGCACAGGCCUCCGCCGACACUGUCACACCACAUGAUGCUGCCUCGUCCUCCCAUAUCAUCGUUUUCCACGCAUGAUGUUUCACAGGCUGAGCUUCCUUCACCAUCACAUCUGCAGGUACGAUCGUGUUGAGGUUUGGAUAGAGGUGCCAGUGACACAGCAUCAAGCCAUGGAAUAAAGGGAGUUGGACAAAGAUUUACAGCAAGGGACAGAGUAGAAGAAGAAGAUGAAGUGAAGAUGGAGUGUAUGUGGGCCACAUUUCUCCUGGACUCUACAGUUUAUUCCGUCAGCUGCUGGUCAAACCCGGAGCCUCCACACUAAAAUCCGAGCAGCUCAUUUCACCUGCUGGAGGAGAUUCCACCCUUGGUGAUGUGAUGAAUAAGUUUGAAGUCCUUGGCAUUGUGGGAGAAGGAGCAUAUGGAGUGGUGCUUAAGUGCAGACACAAGGAAACCAAUGAGCUGGUGGCCAUCAAGAAGUUCAAAGACAGCGAGGAAAAUGAGGAGGUCAAGGAGACGACGCUCCGGGAGCUGAAGAUGCUCCGGACCCUGAAGCAGGACAACAUCGUGGAGCUGAAGGAGGCUUUUCGCAGGAGAGGGAAACUCUACCUUGUCUUUGAAUAUGUUGAGAGGAACAUGCUGGAGCUUCUGGAGGAGCUGCCCAACGGCGCGCCGCCCGACAAAGUCCGCAGCUACAUCUACCAGCUCAUCAAAGCCAUCAACUGGUGUCACAAGAAUGAGAUCGUUCACAGAGAUAUCAAACCUGAGAAUCUCCUCAUCAGCUCUGAGGACGUUCUCAAACUCUGUGACUUUGGUUUUGCUCGUAACCUGUCCGAAGGAACCGAUGCCAACUACACCGAGUAUGUGGCCACAAGGUGGUACCGCUCACCUGAGCUGCUGCUGGGUGCUCCCUAUGGAAAAGCUGUGGACAUGUGGUCUGUGGGAUGUAUCCUCGGGGAGCUGAGUGAUGGGCAGCCCUUGUUUCCGGGGGAAAGUGAGAUUGAUCAGCUCUUCACCAUCCAGAAGGUUCUGGGUCCACUCCCCGCAGAGCAGAUGAAACUCUUCUACAACAACCCGAGGUUUCAUGGAAUCAGGUUUCCCUCAGUUACUCAUCCUCAGACUCUGGAGAGAAGGUACCAAGGCAUCUUGACUGGUUUGAUGUUGGAUCUGAUGAAGAAUCUACUUCUGCUCAAUCCUACGGAGCGAUUUUUGACGGAGCAGAGUUUGAACCACGCGGUCUUCCAGCCUCUGAGGCAGGUGGAGCGAGAGAGGACAACUCCUGCAUCCCCCAACCCGCCGCGCUCCUCCAAGAGGAAAACACACCACCAUGGAGAGAACACAGUUCCUACAAGGAGUCACAGUAAGAGCACAAGCCGUCGCACCAACAGUAAAGAGUGCUCAAGUCUGCCUCGACACGGGGACCUCCAUCACCUCGGCAACGACAGCUUCCUCAACGGCAACAAACCGACGCCGUCCAGUUUGAGUCCCACACUCCAUCCCAAGGCUCAGUACAUGUCCCAGACCCUCAAUCGCUCUGCCUCGUCCAGCAAAGACCUGGCCAACAACAACCUGCCACACCUCCUCAGUCCCAAAGAACCCAAGGGCAAAACCGAGUUUGAUUUCAGCAUGGGGCCGUCACCGAAGACGUCAGACCACGGGAUAAAGUACGGCCACAGCAAACCCAGCUCCUCCCGCUCUCAGCAGCAGCAGCAACAGCAGCAGCAGCAGCAGCAGCAGCAGCAGCAGCAGCAGCAGCAGCAGCAGCAGGGCCGUCACACCUUCUUAGAAAACAAGACCAACACACUGCAGUCUGGAGCGGAGAAACAGCACGGACGACAUUCCCACAGCAUGGCCGACUCUGCCCACGGGUCCAUGUCCUCCUCCUCGAAGAGUUCGGCCUCCUAUCUCAGCCUGUCCAAGAGCCACAGCGCGCUGAGCGACGCCAAGUCUGUGGGGAACCUGAGCGACGGCCGUCUCCACCCAGACGACCCCAACUCCAACACGGCGGUGGGGGUGGGACCCAGUGCCCGCUUCUUCCCUGCCAGCUGCUUAGACCUCAACGCCCCCGCGGGGCCCCCCGUGCCACCCGGCAGCCCCUCCACCCGGCACAGCGACCGAUCCGGGCACAGUCCCGCCUCCCGUAGCAGCGGCAACGUCCGGAUGGAGAGCAGCACACUGGACUCGUCGUCCAGACACAAGUCCAGACAUAAACCCUUAACACCAGAAGAUGCCGGUCCUCCAGAGCUCCUGGACCCCGGAGGAGGGGGAAUGCCGUCCACUCACACACUACCUUCUCCUCACGAGUCGUAUCACUACGGCCUGGGCUACACCUCGCCGUUCUCCUCUCAGCAGCGGCCUCAGCGCCACUCCAUGUACGUGAGGAGAGAGCGCCACCGGGCCCACGGCGUGGUGGAGGGCGGGAUGGCGGGUCUGCCCGCACCGGGUCAGGUGAUCCCGACACGGGCCAGCAGCCUGCAGCUUCUCUCGCCGCAGCUGCAGCACCGCACCACGCUCACCGGACACUCCGUGAGCUCCUCGAGAGAGGACUGCACGGACGACAUGACCAGGAGUGAGCAGUCCCCUAAAGACAUGAGCCACCCUUGCGCCUCCAUCAAAGACUCUACGCGGGACAACACUGCUGCUUUUCACACACAGCGCUCUAAAAACGAGGUCGGCAUGUAUCACGACCCUCACGUCGACGAUGGAGGAGCCUCCAAGGAGAACAGGAUGAUCUUCACCGAGUCCAUGCCACGGAGAGUAGGCAGCUUCUACCGAGUUCCUUCACCGAGACCAGACAACUCGUCCUCUUUCCAUGACGGGGUCGGGCAGGGUCGGGGGCCGGUCGUACCCGUCGUACCGGUUGACCCCGUCACCAUGGGCAACCACUCCAAACGCCAGACGGUGUUUGACUGGACCACAGCGGAAGCGAUGGUCAUGAAUCCGCCGGAGCCGACCAAAGAGAAGGAGAAACAAGGCUUCUUCAGGGCCAUCAAGAAGAAAAAGAAGAAGACACAGAUAACGGACAUAGAGGACGGGAGGAACCCCAGCAUCAAGAAAAGUCUUUUCCCCCUCUUUAGCUCUAAGAAUAGCUUAAAGCACAACUCAGCAGUCAAAGUCCUCCCCGUAGUCGCCUCGCCUAUGGUACAGCACCAGCCCAGUGCGGCCUACCCUGCCUCACCAGUCACUGGCAUCGGACAAGAACACAUGUCCCUGCAGAGGAGCUCUAAGUCCUCCUCGCACCACAGCAGCAGGCGGAAAAACCGCGAGAGGUCUCGGGAACGAGAGCGGGAACGAGAGCGGGAACAGAGCCGCGACCGGGACAGAGACCGAGAGAGAGAACGGGAGAGGGAGAGGGAGAGGGAGAGAGAAAGAGGGAGGGAGAGAGAGAGAGUCAGCGACUGGCCGCCAGAAAAAUCCGUGGAUUCACUCUCGCAGAGCCAACCCCUCAAGUCACUGCGCAGACUUCUUCACCUCUCCCCUUCUUCCUCAAGCCAAGGACAGCCUCCUCCUCCUCCUCCUGACCUGCGCUUCCAAGCCCCCCUCUCCAACCCUCCUCAGCCCUCCUCCAAAGCCGGCUACGCUGAGGGUCGAGGGCACCCCGAGAGCAGGGGGCACCCCGGGGUGAGCAGCACCGCCCAGGCCAAGAGCCGCAAGACCAGCUACCCACUUCCUGGACAGAUUGAGUCCAGCUGGCACGUGUCUGCUCUACAGCGGGCGGAGGGAGCUCAGUUCACCCCGGAGCAGCUGGGCAUCAAACCGGGACAGAAUGGACCCACGUUUACCCGAGCGUCCCGCAACAGGAUGCCGAACCUCAACGACCUAAAGGAGACUGCGCUUUAAGAAAAAAGAAAAAAAAUAACAAUAAUAAUAAUGAUAAUAAUCCCAAACCACACCACCUUCAAUAUCAGCCUGAGGCAGAUUUUCCUGGUAACUGUUGUAAACGUUUACGUGAAACUUCAGUGGCUCGAGUCCUCGUUGGGUGACCCGUCGACGCUCGUGUCUCUGAAAACCUCUGCAAACACUGGAAGCUAAACACAGACGGCAGGAGCGGCGUCGCUCAGAGGACACAAGGGAAGACAGGGCUCCACGCCAGCGCUCAGUCCGUCGUACGUUGUGUCUUUCUCUCUCUAAUUAUCAAGGUUAGAACCGUCAAGAUAAGCUGAUCUUUCCUGUCGAGGAGACACUGCCCACAUGACGGCGCCUUUGCUGCCAUCUAGUGCUCACAGGACAAUACUACAACCACACACCGAAACAGCCACCGUCGCAGCGUGGCGGCCGACAAACUCCGAGAAAACACACACACAAAAAAAAAACGUUUUUCAAGCUCUGAUAUUUGAUAAGAACAAAAGAAAAAAGUAUUUAUAUCAAUAUUAUUUAUUAAAUAUUUAUUUGUUUUAAAUUCAAGGAUAUAAGCUAUAAAAUGACACAGUAUGUAGACUAUAUGGGAGUAUUAUAAGGUAACGUAGAAUUAAAUGUGUAACCGCGAGAGCUUUAGUUUCCACACAAAGAGAUGCAUAGAUAUUUAUGAUGUGUUGAUAAUACAAUAUGUCACAAGGAGUAUUUAAUAAUGGUGAUUGUCCUUUUUUUUCUGUUCGAUUUCAUAUGUUAUUGACAGAUUUUCAUAUUGUUAAUUAUUAUUCUUGUUUAUUUUUACCCUUUUUUUCUCCAUGAUUCUCAAAUUAUUGAUAAAUUGUGGGGAAAAUAUUACAUCUAGAAGAAGAAAAUUUGCCAGUCAUCUUCCUCCUCGUCGUGGUGGUGGUGACAUCAUCGCUGUGAUACAAGCCGGGCGACAGGGUUUGGUAGCAGAAGAGCCACAGUGAGACUGUUAGACUUCACACUCAGUCAUGUUCACUUCACUUUAUGACUCAGUCAAGGUGUCAUCUCUUUUAAAGAAUGAGCUCCAUCCUCAAGUCAUUCGCUUCUUUGUUUUUGUCCCAGCUCCGUGCUGCCAUGUUAGUUUUCCCCACAGCCUCAACAGCAAGUAAUUACCACACCAACCAAGUGCAGCCACAGCCACUCAGUAAAACACGCCCACUAACUGUAACCCUAAUGCCCGCCCCAAACCUAGAGGAUUUUCCAAAUGUGAGAUCACAGACACAGCAAAUGUUUUAAUCCAGAGAAAGCACAGAUUAGACGAUCCAGUCGAGACGCAGGACCACACACUUGGCGUUUAAUCCAACGAUUUCAGGGUAUUAGUUACGGUUCUAAACAAAAGUACACAACCUGUUUCGUCGCUGUUCAGUCAUAAAUAUCAAACGUUAUCUAAUACUUACGAUUUGAAAAUCGGGAAGACUCUGAUGCUUCUGAUGACGUUAAAAUCGUGCCUGUUAAUCCCUCACACUACAGGAUAAUAUGGCCAGAUUAUCUAAAAUCGGGAGACACCCACGAUUGUCGGAAGGCCCUGAUCGGGACCAAAAUCUGACCAAUUACCCUCGAGUGUGGGACAGGAUUUAAGUGGCUGUGACUGCAGUUAGUUGUACUUGAACGACCCCAGAGAUUAGCUUCCGAUUAAAGGUCCAGUGUGUAAGAAUUAGUGACAUCUAGUGGCUGCAGAUUGUAACAAACGUAGGA
Molecule: messenger RNA, 5643 nt
Organism: Solea solea (common sole)
Lineage: Eukaryota; Metazoa; Chordata; Actinopteri; Pleuronectiformes; Soleidae
Product: cyclin-dependent kinase-like 5
Exons: 21
Coding region: 451-3912 (1153 amino acids)
Biological process (GO): protein phosphorylation; regulation of dendrite development; positive regulation of axon extension
Cellular component (GO): nucleus; dendrite cytoplasm
Molecular function (GO): protein kinase activity; ATP binding
Source: RefSeq, a predicted model, not a curated record